Arabidopsis thaliana (thale cress) is the source of this 438-nucleotide messenger RNA. RefSeq names its product Ulp1 protease family, carboxy-terminal catalytic domain protein. The transcript is spliced from 5 exons. Lineage: Eukaryota; Viridiplantae; Streptophyta; Magnoliopsida; Brassicales; Brassicaceae. The coding region runs from base 1 to 438 and encodes 145 amino acids. The record is from RefSeq and is marked reviewed.
AUGGCUUUCUUGCACCAACAAGUAUCUUCUGCGAAUCAAAUCUCCCCUGAUUGUCAUUUAUUUAACACUUGUUUCUACAAGAAGCUCGGGGAUAUUUACAAGGGGAAUCACAAGGGUGCCUUAUUUGCCAAGUUCAAGAAGUGGUGGAAGCAUGUUAUGAGAUAUGAGCUUACACAAUAUAUCAACAUGCUUCCACCAAUACAUGAUGUGGAAAAUUUACAACAGUACAUGAGAACCAGAAAUUUCGAAACCGGAACAUACACCAAUAGCCAAUGGGAGGUUUCUCUCUUUGAUGAGAACCAGCACCCACCGUUGGGCCACCAGUUUUUGGAACUGGUUGAUCCGUCUCCAACUCAUCUUCUCCCUGAGAUUUUCCCUCCAUUUCCUCCUCAUGUGCUUGCUCAUUUGGGACAUUCUCCGAAACAGAAACCAUAUUAA